ACUGUAAACUGUGAGCUUAUUGAGCGUCCACGAAUUUACUACUGACACCAUAUUUGGAAAGAAAAUUUAUAAUAAAAUCCAGUAAACAUUGACUAUUGCCAGUGGUGGAGGCGAAAAAUUCAUUAAUAGCUUUCAAUCCUUGCAUGAGCGACUCCGAUUGCGAAAGUCUUGAAAAUGCCGUGUGUAUUAAUCAUUUUUGCCAAUGUAACGGUAGUAAAUUUUGCGAAGAAAAAUUGCAAACAAAAGUCACGAAACUGGGAGAAAAUUGCAAGAUAGAAGCGGACUGUAACAUCAAACAUUCUGUAUGUGAAGAUGGAAAAUGCAAAUGCGAGGAUGGAAGAGUAGGAAGUACGGAUGUUAGAACGUGUUUAAAAGUCGCUGAUGGUUUGGGCAGUGACUGUGAGGACAGAGUACAGUGUUUCACAAAAAUACCGCAUACGAUUUGCAAAAAUGAAAAAUGUGCCUGUCAAGAGAAAACACAUCAGUUUAACGGCACUUGCUUUGAGGAUAUUGCUUUAGGUCAAAAAUGCAACCACCCAGGCGAAUGCACAAUAACUCCCUUUGCCAAAUGCAUGGAUGGAGAAUGUAUUUGCAAAGAAGGCUACGUGCCUAACUCUGCUGCUACAAAAUGUUUGGAAAUAGCUAAUAGAAUUAACGAUCCGUGCUACGAAGAUAUCCAGUGUAUUACCAAAUUUGGACCAGCCAUUUGCAAACAAGGAUUUUGUAUGUGUGAAGAUAUGUACAAGUUCAAAUUGGCCAAGGGGAUAUGUAUCAGAGAUAUACUUUUGGAUGAGGCGUGCCAGUUUAACACUGAUUGUAAAAGCAUAGACCAAGAAAGCAGGCUAGAAUGUAUUUUGGGUAAAUGCAAGUGCAGAUCAGAAUAUGUCGAAAAAUUAGGUUCUUGUACGAGUUCUGCUGCCUAUAUUCUUGAGCAUACAAUGUUAGUCAUAUUUUUGUCUAUUAUGCACAUACAUGUUUUCCAAUAACUUAAAUAUUGUACAUUUUAGUUAUUGUUUGUUUUUAUAAUAAUCAAGUGGGCCUUUAUAAGCUAUGCCUAUACCAAGGCCUAUACUAAAAAUGCAAAUUUUAAUUAAGAAACUAUUUAUAUAUUAUGUUUAUAAUAGCUUAUAAUUUGUUAUUAAAUUUUUAUGUUUGAAAAAA
Molecule: messenger RNA, 1161 nt
Organism: Ceutorhynchus assimilis (cabbage seed weevil)
Lineage: Eukaryota; Metazoa; Arthropoda; Insecta; Coleoptera; Curculionidae
Source: the annotation of a GenBank genome assembly